GCGGGACGAGGCGGGAAAAGCUGUGCGCAUGCGUAGACCGGCAGGCCGGGCUCCUCCAGGAUGGGGAAGCGAAGGUGGAGUUUUCAAGCGGGAACUUGACCCGUUAGGCGCCGCGGCCAUGGCGGCGCGCUCGCCGUCCUCCCCGCUGCUUCCACCCCCGGGACGGCCGCCGGCCCGCCGGUCCCCAUGCCCCGGGCACGGAGCCGAGGUGCACGCCGUGCGCAGCGAGGCCUCGGGUCUGACGGACGCCGCGAGGGAGAUCUUCGCGGAUAAAAGCGACUUAGUCUGGAGGGCCGAAGAAGGGGCAGGGGGCCGGCGAGGGCCGGGGAGGACCGAGGCCUCAAUCGCUCCGGUCGCCGGCGCGCCCUCGGGGUCCUGGCGGCCAGAGGGCCUCUCCGUUGCGGAGGCGAAGGCGACUCGGACGCAGCUGCUGGAGGAAGAGCUGAGCAGCCUAAAGGAGGAGCUAGCCCUGUGUCAGGCUGACAAAGAAUUUGUAUGGUCUUUGUGGAAACGUCUCCAGGCAACAAAUCCUGAUCUCACUCAAACUGUCAGCUUGGUCGUGGAAAGAGAAAAACAGAAAUCUGAAGCCAAAGACAGAAAAGUUCUGGAAAUUUUACAAGUCAAGGAUGUUAAAAUACAAGAACUGGAGCAGACCGAAUCAGUACUAAAUCAGGAAAUAAAUGACCUUGUAAAACAGAAGACUAAGGUUGAUGAAGAAAAUGCCUUCUUGAGGAAAGAAUUCGGUGAUUUACAGAAGAAAUUUAAAGAUAAAAGCCAAGAAGUUAAGAACACUAAGGAGUGUCUACAGAUUAAAGAAGAGCAAAACAGACUGUUUAUAAAAAACCUGGAGGAAGAAAAUGAGAAAUUACGUACACGCUGCACUGAUCUGCUAAAUGACCUGGAGAGACUGAGGAACCAGGAAGCACAUUGGAGAAAAGAGAAAUACAAUGCUGAUGCAAAAGUAAAGGCUUUUGAAGACAAUUUAAUGGAAGCAAAGAAAGAAAUUGAAUUAUCACAGAGUAAAUACAAUGAUCUGUCACUACAGUUGGAUAACAAACAGACUGAACUUCUCCAAAAAGAUAUGGAUAUUACACUGGUCAGGAAGGAACUGCAGGAGUUGCAGAAUCUGUACAAGCAGAACAGCGCACAUACAGCAGAGCAAGCAGAGCUAAUCCAGCACCUCCAGGUCCUCAAUAUGGAUACACAAAAAGUACUAAAGAAUCAGGAAGAUGUUCACACUGCUGAAAGUGUAUCAUACCAAAAACUUUAUAAUGAAUUACAUAUUUGUUUUGAAACUACAAAAUCAAAUGAAGCUAUGUUCCGGCAAAGAGUUGUUAAUCUUCAGGACCAACUGUUUCAAAAAGAACAAGAAAAUAUAAAAUUAAAAGAAAAACUUGAGGAAUCACAAGGAGAACCCUGUCUGUCACCUCUGGAAAGUGAUUCAAAUCACUCAGGAAAGUUGUCUCAACAGCCAUCGUUUUCAAGCUUGGAAACAUUAAUUGUCUCACAGAAGUCUGAAAUCGAGUAUUUACAGAAGAAACUGAAAGUGGCAAAUGAAAAGUUGUUGGAUUGUAGAUCCUCUGGCCAGAGUUUCUCAGGGAAGAGCGCUGAAGGAAAACACAAGGAACCACCUGUGAAACGCUCAAGGUCUUUGUCCCCAAAGCGCACUCUCAAGGCCUCAGAGGAGCUAAGGAAGCUAAAAAAAGCUGAAAGAAAGAUUGAAAACUUAGAGAAGACACUACAGCUAAAGAGCCAAGAAAAUGAUGAGCUAAGAAAUGCCCAUGACAAACGCAAGGAAAGGCUACAGAUGUUACAUACCAACUACAGAGCAGUAAAAGAGCAAUUAAAACAGUGGGAAGAAGACAGUGGCAUUAGGACUGAAACUAGAAAAAUGAAGCGAGCACUUCCUCAACAACUUCGUCAAGAAGAUUCUGAUGCUGUGUGGAAUGAACUGGCGUAUUUCAAAAGAGAAAACCAAGACUUGAUGGUUCAAAAGAUGAAUCUUCAAGAUGAAUUGGAUGAGCUUAAAGUACAGAUGUCUAUUGAUAAAACAACCAUACAAGAAUUGAACAGGAGCAUGGCAGAGAAAAGAGAAGAACAACUCUUUAGACACUAUGAAGAUGCUGGGGUCAAGAAGAGUACUCCAGAGAAGAAUGAGAAAGCAAUACCGGAGCAGACAUUACAGAAGGUCAUUGAGUUGGAAAAUCGGCUAAAAUCUUUUGAGAAAAAGUCAAGAAAAUUAAAAGAAUGGAGUAAAAAAUUAAAGAAAGAAAACGAUUUACUGAAAUUCCAUUUAAAACACUAUCAAGAAGAUUCAGAGGCAAGAGAAAGAGAGUUAGAGCACCUGCUGAAGAUGAGUAAAGAUGUAGAAAAUGACAAAGGUGAACUUCAAAUAAAAAUCACCGAGCUGGAGAGGGAAGUCACUACCUUGAGGAGACAAGUGGCAGAAGCCAAGGCUUUGGGAAAUGACAAUGAAGAGGUGGCAAGUCAAGAGGAGAAACUGCACCAUCCCACCGACAAAGCUAAAUCUGAGAUAGCCACCACAGAUGUGAGAGCCCGGCAGUACGACUGCAAGACAAGCACUACCAAGGUGAAGUUUAAAGCUGCCAAGAAAAAGAUCUUUGUGGGUCGCCACCACACUGUUCUCAAUCACUCCAUCAAGGUUAUGAGCCACAUUGAGAACCUCAGCAAGGACGGCUGGGAGGACGUGAGUGAAGGCAGCAGUGAUUCUGAAGCACAAAGUUCUCAAAAUUUGGGAACAAUUAUUGUGGAAACAUCCCAGAAAAUAAGCCCUAUAGAAGAUGAUGAAGACCAGAAAGGAAGUGUUCAAACAGAAGACAGCUAUGCUCAACAAAGGGAAAUGCAGAAAUCCUCACGUGAGGAGGGCAAGGCCCUGAAGGAUAUUUCUCAUUAUAAGAAUACCAAGAAAAUGGCUUUUCAAAAGAAGAGUGGAAGCAUGCAGAAGAGUUUCCAUACAGUAGUUCCUGCCAAAGUUAACAGAGACAAGUGCAAAAAUAUACCUGCCCAAAAAUCCAGUAGCAACACUAUUUUAUUACGAGAAAGGAUUGUGUCCUUGCAGCAACAAAACAGUUUGCUUCAUAAUGCCAGGAAAGCAGCAGAGUCAUCUGCUAAGGAGUAUAAAGAAGCAAACGAGAAACUCCUCCAUCAACAGCAGAUAUCAGAUCAGCGAUUUCAGACCAGCAGACAGACAAUAAAG
Cricetulus griseus (Chinese hamster) is the source of this 3217-nucleotide messenger RNA. Lineage: Eukaryota; Metazoa; Chordata; Mammalia; Rodentia; Cricetidae. The record is from RefSeq and is a predicted model, not a curated record.